ACCCGAAGUCAUCGACUUUCAUGUGGGUUGUCGAGCUCACACAGUCAUGAGAAAUUACCGCCAACUCCGCAAAUUUGUUUUAGAUACGUGCUCCCACGCGCUCGUGCUCGCUAUUGGCGCUUUUGAUUGGUCGUCUACAUAUAGUGUUUAAAAGCGCUUUUCCUCAGACUGCACUCUUUAUUCGCACUGGACUGAUUUGUAGUCUAACUGAAAAUGGUUCGCACGUUCAUUCUGAUGUGUCUUCUGGUUGGUGGGAUAGAGUGUUCUUUAGUCAGGGGUGUAAAACAUUAUUUAUGGACGGAGGGACGUGCUGUUAUUCUAAAAACUGGUCUCAAUGAACUACAGACAGAUCAUGUGAUACAGUGGAAGUUUAAUGGUGAAAGUACAAUCUUAGCAAAGAUCAACAGAGAAACAAAUGAGACGUCAAUACCUGGAAAUGCUGAUGAGAGAUUCAGAGACAGACUGAAGCUGAACGAUAAGACGGGAGAUCUCAUCAUCACACACAGCAAGACAUCCGACUCUGGAGAAUAUAAGAUGGAGAUCAGAGACAAGACAGAGACAAGACACACGAGCUUCGGAGUUUCUGUCAGUGUUGAAUUUAUAGGUGUAGAACAACAUUUAUGGACAGAGGGACGUGCUGUUACUCUAAAAACUGGUCUCAAUGAACUACAGACAGAUCAGGAGAUACUGUGGAAGUUUAAUGAUGAAAGUACAAUCUUAGCAAAGAUCAACAGAGAAACAAAUGAGACGUCAAUACCUGGAAAUGCUGAUGAGAGAUUCAGAGACAGACUGAAGCUGAACGAUAAGACGGGAGAUCUCAUCAUCACACACAGCAAGACAUCAGACUCUGGAAAUUAUAGGAUGGAGAUCAAAGACAGCACAGAUACAAGACACAGGAGAUUCGGAGUUCAUGUUGAAAACUUUGGUGUUCCAAAAGGGUUUGUGCUGGUGAUGUAUGGACGUUCUGUUACUCUAAAAACUGGUCUCAAUGAACUACAGACAGAUCAGGAGAUACUGUGGAUGUUUAAUAAUGAAAGUACAAUCUUAGCAAAGAUCAACAGAGAAACAAAUGAGACGUCAAUACCUGGAAAUGCUGAUGAGAGAUUCAGAGACAGACUGAAGCUGAACGAUAAGACGGGAGAUCUCACCAUCACAAACAUCAAGACCUCAGACUAUGGAGAUUAUAAGAUGAUGAUCAAAGACAAGACAGAGACAAGACACACAAGAUUCAGUGUUAUCGUCAGUGAUUCAGUAAAAACUAAAGAAAAUGAAUUAACAACAGUUGUGAAGCCUUUACUGAUUAAAGCAGAAGAUGAAGUUUGAUCAGCUGAUAGAUGCUCAUCAUCACAUCUGUUACAUCAUCAACAUCUACAGUUUUACUAUCUCAUGAUCCGUCCUCUUUAAAAGAUCAUCUUCAUAUGCUGUUGAGCUCAAUUGAAAAAUAAAAGUUAUUUUUUUAAAUAAUUACUUAAACAACUAUUAGCUAAAUAUAAACAAUAUUAAAAAAGUGUUUGUGUCUGAUCAUUUAUGUGCUUUAAUGGAUAAACUGAUUAUUUAGUAAUGGCUGUUUUAACAGUAAACACAUGCUAGUGUUGUGUUCGAGCUGCUUUAACAUGUUAUACUAAAUACACAAUGCAUGUCAUUAUUAAUAAAUUAAUAAAGUGGUUCUUUGUG
Messenger RNA from Triplophysa dalaica, 1674 nucleotides. RefSeq lists its product as uncharacterized. The transcript is spliced from 6 exons. Bases 214 to 1323 code for a protein of 369 amino acids. The record is from RefSeq and is a predicted model, not a curated record. Lineage: Eukaryota; Metazoa; Chordata; Actinopteri; Cypriniformes; Nemacheilidae.